Microthlaspi erraticum is the source of this 1194-nucleotide messenger RNA. Lineage: Eukaryota; Viridiplantae; Streptophyta; Magnoliopsida; Brassicales; Brassicaceae. The record is from the annotation of a GenBank genome assembly.
AUGCAAAACCCACCUUCAACGGUAACCCAGGAAUCUGCACCGGUCUUCGAUUUCUUCACCCGAUUUAGCAGAUUCGCGUUGACUCACCGAUCUCCAUUCUCGAAUUCGGAUGCUUUUGUUCACUCGACAUCGAAUUCGUUGCAUUUCGAUGGCUUCCGGAGCUUACCCGCCGGAAACACCAGAAAAACCCGAGUCUCCAUGAGCUUAAACACUAAAAACACCGCCGGUGGAGCCAAUCUGCGUAGGUUUAUCAGUGAUUUCAACAGCUUUAUUAGGUUUCACUCCGAUCGGGUUGUUCCAGACAGUUUCGCCUCCGUCGGAAUCGGGUUGUCGAGGGAAGGAAAUGGGUUUGUAGAAGAUGCCUCCGGUGACUUUUUGGGUGAUGAAGGCUUGCCGUUAAAUGGUGUUGGAUCUGAUCGGCCAAAGAAAGUGUUGAUUUUGAUGAGUGAUACUGGUGGAGGUCACAGAGCUUCUGCUGAAGCCAUUAAAGCUGCAUUCAAUUUGGAAUUUGGGGACGAAUACGAGGUAUCUAUUACAGAUUUAUGGACAGAUCACACGCCUUGGCCAUUCAACCAGUUGCCGAGGAGCUAUAACUUUCUUGUGAAACAUGGUACACUGUGGAAAAUGACAUAUUAUGGUACGGCUCCACGUGUUAUCCACCAAUCUAAUUUUGCUGCAACUUCCACGUUUAUUGCCAGGGAGAUUGAGAAAGGACUGAUGAAAUACAAGCCGGACAUUAUCAUCAGUGUUCAUCCGUUGAUGCAACAUGUCCCACUUCGCGUCCUGAGAUCAAAGGGGUUACUGAAAAAAAUCGUCUUCACCACAGUCAUUACAGACUUGAGCACUUGCCAUCCCACGUGGUUUCAUAAGCUUGUGACAAGAUGUUAUUGCCCAUCAACAGAACUGGCUAAAAGGGCACUUAAAGCCGGACUUCAAACUUCACAAAUCAAAGUUUACGGCCUUCCUGUUCGACCUUCCUUUGUGAAGCCCGUUCGCCCAAAGGCUGAGCUACGGAGAGAACUAGGGAUGGAUGAGAAUCUUCCAGCCGUAUUGUUAAUGGGCGGAGGAGAAGGCAUGGGUCCGAUCGAGGCCACAGCACGAGCGCUAGGCGACGCUUUGUAUGAUGAGAACUCUCGGGGAGCCAGAAGGCCAGAUUCUUAUCAUUGGUGGGAGGAACAAGAAACAUCUCAGUAG